This is a messenger RNA of Dermacentor silvarum, 2514 nucleotides long. Its product is annotated as zinc finger protein 729. The record is from RefSeq and is a predicted model, not a curated record. The transcript has 2 exons. Bases 220 to 1806 code for a protein of 528 amino acids. Gene Ontology annotation, cellular component: nucleus. Gene Ontology annotation, biological process: regulation of transcription by RNA polymerase II. NCBI's taxonomy places the organism in Eukaryota, Metazoa, Arthropoda, Arachnida, Ixodida, Ixodidae. Gene Ontology annotation, molecular function: DNA-binding transcription factor activity, RNA polymerase II-specific; RNA polymerase II cis-regulatory region sequence-specific DNA binding.
CGUGCGCGAUGUUCUAACGUGCGUUACGCUUCGUGAAAUGCGGAUUUCUUCUCCAAUUCGUGUCAUAUCUGCGAAUGGCAUGCCGAAAAAUAAGCCCUAAGCGUACUUUUCUCGUGUGAAAUUUGACUGCGCGAAGCUGCUCCCGUCGAUCCGUGGUUUAAGCGUUGCCGUCCAGUUUCGGUCAGAGACUACCCGUGGGCUGCACGCAGCGCAGCCGGGAUGACCCUGCAAUACGUUUGUCCCCUAUGCCCGUACGAGACGCGGGCACGGGGCAUCCUCUACCGACAUUUGCUCAUACACACCGGUGUCAAGCCGUACUGCUGCGAGAACUGCGGCCGCCGAUAUGCCCUGCCUGAAACACUGCUCGAGCACAUGGCGGCUCACCGCAGGGAGCCGCCGUACAAGUGCGGCCGAUGCACGAUGGCACUUGACCACUUCUCCGAGUACCUGAGGCACCAGGUGUACCACAUGCUCAAGAGCAUCCACCGCUGUUCAUUCUGCGGCGAGGGUUUCGUCUGGAAGCAGGCCCUCAAGCACCACUGCAAAACUCACAAGGAAGGCAAGCACCUUUUCCACAUGUUCUUCCGGAAGACCGCGGGAAGGCGGAGAACUCGGUACCAGGACGAGAAUGACAUGCCCCUGGACCUCAAAAUGAAAGUACCUGUCCAGGCGGGCAAGGGCUCUCGGGACUUCCCCUUGGAAAUGAAAGCCGGUAAUGGAUUGAGCAGGCUCGGCGAGCAGGACCGGUCGACUGGAUACACUCAGCAGCCCUCUCUGCAGCCACACCCGUUUGGCAACCUCCUGUCACCAGGUGGUCCAUCACUUCUUGACAGCUACUUCAAGUUCUACAUGUAUCCGCAUCUAGGUGCACCACUACCUUACCAGAAUGGUGCAAACCUGCUGUCGUCCGUGUUGCGUGCCUCACCCAACGGUCACGAGGAUGAGGAUGUGCUGAUGGAGGCUGGCCUCUACAUCUGCCGAGUUUGCGGCUGGCAGUUCACCAAGGUGAGCCACCUAACGGCCCACAUGUACAUCCACACUGGUCGCAGGCUUCACAACUGUGACAUCUGCGGCAAGAACUUCACACGCAAGGGCUCUUUGAAGCUGCACCGGCUGCAGCACCACGAGGCGAAACCGCACCAGUGUGACAUCUGCCACAAAACCUUCUUGCAGGCUCGUUACCUCCGUGCCCACCUGCUAGUCCACCGCCGGCAAGAGGCCACCUCAAGACCUCCGGAGCCAGAACCCGUGCCCAAGCGCCUGGAUGUGCCCGUGGUUUCACCAGUGUUCCAGGCUUCCUUCCAGAGCAUGCUUCACGCUCCGGAUAUGGGGCCGGCGGAACCGGAGGCUGCUGAGUCUCCCGAAUCGUCCGGCAAUGCUCCAUCGUCUGCUCACCGGUGCCCGAUUUGCCAGAAGGGCUUCUCGCAGCCAUACAAGCUGCGGCGCCAUUUGGUGAUUCAUGCCAGUCCCCGCAUCCACCAGUGCAACAUCUGCCAGAAGGUGCUGCCCUCGGUGACGGAGCUGCGCAGCCACAAGAAAUCGCAUGGCCGCACCAGGCAGCACUGCUGCGAGUACUGCAAAAAGGAUUUCUCGUGCUCGUCCACACUGCGGCGCCACGUGCGCAUCCACACAGGUGAGAAGCCCUACCAGUGUGAGGUGUGCCUCAAGCGCUUCUCAGACCUGUCCAACAAGAACUGCCACAUGCGCACGCACACGGGUGAGAAACCUCAUCGCUGCCAGGUGUGUGGUAUGCGGUUCUCCCUCAAAAAUGCCCUCAGCUGCCACAUGCGAAACCACAUGGUCUGAAUCGGGCCACUUGUGACGAGGGCAAGGGCUUGUCACACGCAACGAGCAUCACAUUCUACUCGAGGCCAGUAACAGUGCAGUAACGCUGUCCGCUGUAAGUGCCUUCACUCAGAGCAGCUUGCAAGGCCUGUUUGAUGAUGUACUAUGCUUUUUCUUUUGCUUGCUGGUCAGGGCAUCAUAGAAAAAAAAAAUCCUGAAAACACUCAUUCACUUGGCUAGCAAAGUACAUCUGGUGUAUUCUUUGGUAGCAGGGUUGGGGUCAGUAAGGGAGGCACCUUUUUAUGAAUUGUUGCAGACCGUGGAUCAAUGCCUCAGUUGCCGCCUUCUCUUUCUGCUGUCCUUAGAAAUAGACACAUCUCAGUUCAGCUUCUGAGAAACACUUGUGGCUCCUCCACAGCCCGCAAUGGUCUAACCUAGAUGCAAAUAUGCAGUAGGGUGUGCUUGGUGUUCUCUGAAGCUGCAUUGCGGUGCAAAAUUGUAAAUAUUACUAGACUUGCUCUGGGAAUAGUCUUGGUAGGACCGGAAUAUGCAAGUUCUUGAGCCAAGAUUCAUAACCUAUAUAAAUUAUAUAUUGCGCUUGGUGUGCACACAACAAUAACAGCCACAAUAUACUAAUCUAACAGGCUACUUGGUAACAAAUUGUUUCUUUCAAGCAGCAUUAGGUAUCAUGAUAAUUCUGACCACAUUGGCAUCAUUAAUGUUUUUCAA